Messenger RNA from Bursaphelenchus okinawaensis, 1125 nucleotides. The record is from the annotation of a GenBank genome assembly. NCBI's taxonomy places the organism in Eukaryota, Metazoa, Nematoda, Chromadorea, Rhabditida, Aphelenchoididae.
AUGAAUGUAAAAGAACCGGUCGACAAGAUUGUCGGCAAUACUGUGCGCCAGGCUAGCCAAAAUGAAACUUACAAAAGCCUGACUAAAGCCGGCGUCAAAUGGGGUGUCACUUUCGCCGACAAAGCUCAGAACAUCAAACUGGGAGAGAACGAGUGAGUUUUUGCACAUGUUACAGUACUUUCCACGACAUUAAAAUUUUUGUGAAAUUAAAAAAUUUCGAAUUUUAGAAAAGUUGAUUUGAAGAAAGAAGGCUGGAAAAUCAUGGAAGACAUCAAGAACGACCUCACUGAUGUGUCCCCACUUCCGGUUACUUUCGACUUUGGAUAUGCUAUGCGGUGAGUAUAAUGCAGCAAAAACAACAUCAAGUUUGAUACUGAUCACACUAUCUUCUUUUCUUACACUUUUACAUAUUUACGGUUUUAGCGCGUAUUUGUGGUCAGUUGUCAUCAUGACGUCAAAGACAUUGGGACAUCGCUUGGCCAGAAACUCCGCCGUUCACGUUCCUUUGAGUAUCGUACCCGACAACCUCUGGUUUGGGUUGGUAUACAUUGUUAUGCCGGCUUGUGCCAUCUACCUUCCUCCACGUUAUACUGAAGCAAGUUCUAUUCUAUCGUUACUAUUCUAAGCUUAUAACUUGUAGUAAAUGUUACCUAAACUUACUCCUUGCAAGUAUACUUAUCUAACACAGCUUCCUAUACCUAAAACCUGAAUUUGCAGCAACAAGUAUCACUGAACGUGAGAAGAAUCGUGCUCAUCAUCCUCGCCUUCACCUUCGGAUUGCUCGGUGAACAUGUCUGGAUCCAUUACCUUCACUUUGCUGCCAUCAGUGCCCCCUCCUACUACUACCCGGCUGUCAUUGGUGCCACACUACAAGUUGUUGGGCCUCACUUGGCCAAUGACCGCAAAGCUUUGGUCGGAACUUGUGUCACUUCAGCCAUUACCAUCAGUCUGAGUAUGGCAUUGUACUACGAAGCCCUUGGUAUUGCGUAUAUCAUCACUACAUGUACAAAUGCCUUCGCUUCCGCCAUGAAUCUACAGUUUCUAAUCGCCGACUUGAAGAAGGGAGGUUGUGGUAAGUUAACGUGCCAACAACUAUCAUGUUCGACCUACUAUAUACUUAUCUAA